Anguilla rostrata (American eel) is the source of this 1591-nucleotide messenger RNA. RefSeq lists its product as uncharacterized. Bases 383 to 1300 code for a protein of 305 amino acids. The record is from RefSeq and is a predicted model, not a curated record. NCBI's taxonomy places the organism in Eukaryota, Metazoa, Chordata, Actinopteri, Anguilliformes, Anguillidae. The transcript is spliced from 3 exons.
AUGGUCCAGAUAUGGCGUAAUUAGGGUCAUUAAGGCUCCAGCUGAAUGUGAAUGGUUUGGUGUCGCCGCGUUUAGAGCAUCUUAUUAUGCAUACACAUUGAGAGGGUCAGUUGGGGGUGCAAAUGGGUGGGAUUGUGGGUACGAACAAAACAGGGGGAGGAGAGAAGGCCGACAUAAUUCAAAUUCAAAGUGGCGAAGUGUCUCCAUUGUCAGAAAUGAGGCGUACCCAUAUAUAGCUAAUCACAGCGUCAUGCACUGCAUUUCAAAUAACUGCCCCGCACAAAAGUGGAGUCUAGUCAAACACUAAAGCCAUACUGUUGGCUAUACCUGGUUGGUUACAUGAGAUCGGACUACCUGAACAGACGCGCAUAUUCACACAGCCAUGACCAGGCCCGGCUACACACGGAUUGCUCUACUCUUUUUAAUUACGCUGGCCGGGACCACCGGGGGCCAGUGUCGUACGCUGCAAACCUGGAUUUCCAAGUCCUCAUUUUUUCCUGACGGACAUGAUGUCUUUAAUACAUACGUCCAACCGAGACGUCGGCGGCGAGACACAUUGGAGACUCAACGGGAACAUUGCGCGCUCUUGGCUGCACCGUGGAUGGAGUCAACAGGACAUUUCGAAGGCGAAGGACAGUUAUACAGGCUUAGGGUGCUCUCUUUGUCGGAGGAGGGUCCACGGCGUACCGUCUUCCCCGAGCAGCCGCUUUUUCGUUUCGUUCGACGCGUUUACCGGUGCUGUCAGAUGGGUUUCCAUUGUCGGGGAGUAAAGGGCAUUCAAGGCAGACUAAAUGGAGGCUCUGAAGUGGAGUUUUUGCUCAGCGCGGAUGUCCUGUCAGUGCCUGUGGUGAGAGCUGAAGUGCAUCUUCACAUUGUAAACCCAAAUCACCUUACAGUGGAGCCAUGGCUGCCCGCUGUGGCAAAGCGUGAUAAAAGAUCAUACACACGGUACAGCAUAUGGUCAAAGGAUGAGGUGGUGGAGCUGCGAGUCGACCUGCUGUUCCUUUUCCAGAGCCUCCAGGCGGUGGCCAGGGGUGUCCAGCGAGGACCCGGACUGGCGGACCUCCGAAGGGUGGGGCGCCUGGCUAGGCUGAGGGGAGAGAGCCUGGGGGGUGGUCAGAACCCUUGGUCUCUCCAGGACACCGAUGGUGAAAUGUGGGGGGGAGGGGAGAACUUUCUGAGGUCUGCUCUGGAGCUUGGCCUGCUGCUGCACUGCAGCAGGGGAGGGGCAGAGGUGCCAUGUGCGGAGAAUGGUGUGAGCCUUCUCCACGCUCCUUUCAUUGCCCUCUCCUACAGAUAGAACCUGCACUCUUACUCAGUCCUCCAUUUCCACAUCUCCAUUUGCUUUCCUGGGCCUUACCUGCCAUUUUGGAAGCUCUGUGCACUCAGAUCUCCCAAAACUCCAUAUCCCAUAAUGCCAUAAUGCCUGGGUAAUUGCACUUCAGUAAAUGCUUGAAUAUUUUAAGUUAUAUUAAAUGUUUUUGUUCUGUUGUUUGUAACAAUGUAGUUUUGUAAACCUGUAAAUAGUGUAUAUAACCACAUAGCUUAUAUCAACUGUACUUUUGUUCUUAUUAAAAUAUGUUUGAGACUA